Messenger RNA from Jaculus jaculus (lesser Egyptian jerboa), 951 nucleotides. Its product is annotated as olfactory receptor 5K1-like. The record is from RefSeq and is a predicted model, not a curated record. Gene Ontology annotation, molecular function: odorant binding; olfactory receptor activity; G protein-coupled receptor activity. Gene Ontology annotation, cellular component: membrane. NCBI's taxonomy places the organism in Eukaryota, Metazoa, Chordata, Mammalia, Rodentia, Dipodidae. The transcript has a single exon. The coding region runs from base 1 to 951 and encodes 316 amino acids. Gene Ontology annotation, biological process: sensory perception of smell; G protein-coupled receptor signaling pathway.
AUGGUUGAAGAAAAUCACACCCUGAAAAAUGAGUUCAUCCUCACAGCAUUUACAGAUCACCCAGAUCUGAAGGCCCUUCUGUUCGUGACAUUCUCGGUCAUCUAUCUGAUCACCAUGGUGGGGAAUAUUGGUCUGGUGAUACUGAUUUCAAAGGAACGGUCUCUUCACACACCCAUGUACAUCUUUCUGGGUAACCUGGCUCUUGUGGAUUCCUGCUGUGCCUGUGCUAUUACUCCUAAAAUGUUGGUGAACUUCUUUUCUGAGGAUAGAGUCAUUUCCCUGUAUGAAUGCAUGGCACAGUUUUAUUUCCUUUGCACUGUUGAAACCGCAGACUGCUUUCUUCUGGCAGCCAUGGCCUAUGACCGUUAUGUGGCCAUAUGCCACCCACUGCAGUACCACACUGUGAUGUCCAAGAGACUCUGUCUUCAGAUGAUCACAGGAGCGUACAUAGCAGGAAACCUGCAUUCCAUGAUUCAUGUAGGGCUUCUAUGUCGGUUAGCUUUCUGUGGGUCUAAUCACAUCAGCCACUUCUAUUGUGACAUUCUUCCCUUGUACAGACUCUCCUGUGUUGACCCCUAUGUCAAUAUACUUGUGAUGUUUUUCUUUGCAGGCUCAAUUCAAGUCUUCACAAUAGGUAGUGUCUUAAUAUCUUAUCUUUACAUUGUUAUUACAAUCUUAAAAAUGAAAUCUAAACAGGGAAUGAUCAAAGCCUUUUCUACCUGUGCAUCUCACUUUUUAUCUGUUUCUUUAUUCUAUGGUUCUCUUUUCAUGUACAUUAGACCAAAUUUACUAGAAGAAGGAGAUAAAGAUAUACCAGCUGGUAUUUUGUUUACAGUAGUUGUUCCCUUACUAAAUCCUUUCAUUUACAGCUUAAGAAAUAAAGAAGUCAAAAGUGUCUUGCAAAAAACUCUGAGGAACAAAACUAUCUCAAGGGUAGGAGAGAUGGCUUAG